Molecule: messenger RNA, 1843 nt
Organism: Microcebus murinus (gray mouse lemur)
Lineage: Eukaryota; Metazoa; Chordata; Mammalia; Primates; Cheirogaleidae
Source: RefSeq, a predicted model, not a curated record
GCGCGCCCAACUCUCCGCCACACCUAGCCGCCGCGCCAGCUGCCCCAGCACCGCCAUGCCCACGCUGUGUCGCGUGCCGGGCAGUCCGGGGUUCCCCAGGCCAGCCACCUGCGGGCAGCACCACGGAAACUGAGGCCUGACAACUCACGCCACCCCGGAUCGCACAACGUUCCCUGGGACCCAAAGCAGAGGCCCGGGAUGCGGGGCGUGGCCAAAGGGGCGGAGCCUGUGGGCGUCCUGGAGACGGUGCCUAGCAACGUCAGGACCAGAGCUGCGAGGGCUUGCGGGCGGCGAGUGUGUUGGCGCCAGGGGCUUCCUGGAAGGGCCUCAUGGCGGACUCCGACGAGGAUUCUCUCAAGGUUGACCAGUCUUCCUCAGAGAACAUCCCAAAGCCAUGGGUGAUUCCAGUGCCAAAGGGGACCGUGGAGCGCAUCUUUGGGACCAGCCAGGUGUUCCACAGCGUCAGUGGUGUAAAAGAAAAGGCCAAAGGGUCAACAGUGCCCCUCAAAGUCAGGGAGUACUACCACCAAGGCCAUCUGUGCUUGGAAGAAGAGGACUGGGAGAUGGCCGUGCUAUUCUUCUCUCGUGCCCUCCACCUGGACCCCCAUCUGGUAGACUUCUAUGCCCUGCGGGCAGAGGCCUACAUCCAGCUCUGCGACUUCUCCUCGGCUGCCCAGAACCUGCGAAAGGCCCACUCAUCCCAACCAGAGAACACUAAGUACCUGAAGCGGCUCACCUUUGUGCUUUACCUGCAGGGCCAAUGUCUGUUUGAACAGUGUGCCUUCCUGGACGCCCUGACCGUCUUCUCGCAAGCUUCCGAGCUCCAGCCUGAGAAAUCCUGUUUCCGAUACCGAUGCAUGGCCUGUCUCCUGGCCCUCAAACGGCAUCAGGACUGCCUCAUACUCGCCACCAAGGAGGUGAGGCACGGCACCACCAACGCUGAUGUCUUCAUCCUCCGGGCCAGACUCUACAACUUCCUCCAGAAGCCCAGCUUCUGCUACCGGGACCUGCACAGAGCCUUGCUGCUGGAACCCGAGCACCCGCAGGCCAGGGCACUGCUCGAGAAGAUGGUGAAGCAGGCCCAGCAGGCGCGCCUGGACGCCGGCAUCCUGGCUGUGCAGGGGAAACUGCAUCACGCACUGCAGCGCAUCAACUGCGCCAUUGAGAACAACCCUCUGGAUCCCAGCCUCUUCCUCUUCCGGGGCAUCGUGUACCGCCGGCUCCAGGAGUUUGACCGGGCGGUGGAGGACUUCCUGAAGGCUCUGGACAUGCUGAAGGACGGCCAGGAGGACACCGUGCAGCAGGCGCAGCGCCAGCUGCUGCUGACCUACAACGACUUCGCCGUUCACUGCUACAUGCACGGCGCCUUCCAGGAGGGCGUGCUGCUGCUGAACAAGGCGCUCCGGGACGAGCAGCAGGAGAAGGGGCUCUACAUCAACAGAGGCGAUUGCUUCUUCCAGCUGGGCCACCUGACCUUCGCCGAGGCGGACUACAAUCAGGCGCUGGCGCUGUGCCCGCAGGACGAGGGCGCCAACAUGCGCAUGGGCCUGCUGCAGGAGAGGAUGGGCUUCUGCGAGCAGAAGCUCAGGCAGUUUCAGAAGGCGGAGAACCACUUCUCGGUGGCCAUCCAGCACAACCCCCAGAAGGCCCAGUACUACCUGUACCGGGCCAAGAGCCGCCAGAUCCUGCAGAACGUUUUCGGGGCCCGCAAGGAUGUUGCCACCGUCCUGCUUCUCAACCCCCAGCAACCGAAGCCCUAGGAGGGCCCAGUGGGACUCUGCAAGGGCAGGGUGGCACUGUGCCAUCUGCAUCAGCUCUGGGCCACACCUGCCUCUGGUCACUU